AUGUCCAUUUUGAUGUCCUUGGCCUCUGAAUUAGACUCAGAUGUAUCCAGCAUUGAUAACACAACACACCUGGAAGGAGUUUAUUAUGUGCACGAGACCAUUCCAAUGAAUAGCACAGUACAGAUCAUCACCGAUGAGUUUCUGUGUAGUAAGCGAACUGAGGAUGGAAAUAAUCUUGACCUUUUGGUCUCUAUCACGUCAUCAUAUAUCGGGUCAAAGUUCGACAUAAGUAUAAGAAAAACCAGUGCAAGUUGUCAGAUGGGCAAAGUUUUGUAUGUUCUUCGUGCUAACAAUAAGGAAGCCGUGAAUGAAGUGUUAAGAGGUCAUAUUAACGGAUUACUUGGGACAGAUCUCUCUAACAGUGUUGUGGCCAGUUUUAAAAACCUAACAAAUCUAGAUAUUUUACUUUCAGUGCAAUUUGAAAUGAACAUCAAAGCUAUAACAGAAUACAGAGAGAUUUAUGUUCCAUUUCAAGGAAUUGGGAUUUGUUCUCUGGAUUUUACUGAAGUCAACACUCAUAUGCUCUCUUCGGUAUUAUAUAUAAUAGGGACCACAAUGGUUAUACCAUACAUCGUGAUACUUGUGUGUGGUAUUGGAGUGGCCAUGAAAUAUCACAGCGGCAGGCAACACAACCAUCUGGAAGAUAACACGUAUCUCAAGGUUCUGUACGUUUGUGGAUUUACCAGCAUGGUAUUCUGUGUACCCUAUUACGUCACGAAUUUCUUAAACGCAAAAGGUUUGCUCAUUUCUGUUAGUGCGAACUUCUUCAGUACAAUGCUUUUUUACAUGACUCCUAUGUGUGUUGCGGGGCCUUAUAUGUUUUGUAGACUAACAGAAAUUAAUUUUUCUCAAAAACUGCUGUUCACAAGAAAGAAAUCAACAUUAAGUGCUAAUAGCGAUGAAACUAUAUCUAGUGCAAUAAAGCUAGAGGCGUUAUAG
Messenger RNA from Ylistrum balloti, 939 nucleotides. RefSeq lists its product as uncharacterized. The record is from RefSeq and is a predicted model, not a curated record. The transcript is spliced from 2 exons. NCBI's taxonomy places the organism in Eukaryota, Metazoa, Mollusca, Bivalvia, Pectinida, Pectinidae. Bases 1 to 939 code for a protein of 312 amino acids.